Anneissia japonica is the source of this 1510-nucleotide messenger RNA. RefSeq lists its product as uncharacterized. The record is from RefSeq and is a predicted model, not a curated record. The transcript is spliced from 5 exons. Bases 156 to 1175 code for a protein of 339 amino acids. NCBI's taxonomy places the organism in Eukaryota, Metazoa, Echinodermata, Crinoidea, Comatulida, Comatulidae. Gene Ontology annotation, molecular function: signaling receptor activity.
UCUAAAUUCAACAAAGACGCUUUGGGGAUUUUCUGGCGAUCUGCUGCGUAUGUAAAUAAAGAUAUAAAGGCCUAAAUCGCGUUACAUUAUUAGCAAUUCUGCCAGCUUUUUUGGCCAAUCAAAUGUUUUAAUCAUCAGGCGCUAUUUACAUCACCAUGGUCCGGAUCACUAUUUUUGUUGUUCUUCUUUUAGAAGUUUUUCUUCUGAGUACUACAAGUGCCGCUGAUGUAUUACAACUGUCCAACGUGAACGCUUUCUUCAAUUUGGCAAUUCCUCACAAUCAAAUCCCAGAAUAUGCUAUUGAUGAAAACGAACGCACUUAUGCACAAGCAGGACCCGUCUCCGUGCGACUUGGAAGUUCGGUCAACUUCAAAGAAAACGCAUUUUGUGGCAUAAUUGGACCCAGCAAUGGUGUGUCAACAUUGGAGAUGGCGCGUGUUGGAAAGUACUUAUCACUCCAAGCAGAAGAUUGUGCUUAUUGCUAUAUCCAGCUCUACGAGCUCUACUCGCGAGGAUUCACAGGUAUUCGACCGGUUGGCUAUAACGGAUACUAUUUCAAUGGCAGCUGUCACUUGAUCCAUAAGAAGACUGUUGAUUGGAUGACGGCGCGUACAAAAUGUGAAGCAGAAGGAAACGCAACUCAUCUUGUUACCAUCCACUCAGAGGAGGAAAAUUUGUUCAUUUUCGAGAUUAUCAGUCGUGAGAACAUAUCAUCAACUUGGAUAGGUCUGCAAAAAGAAAACUCAUCUACUCAGUGGGGAGAUGGACAUGAAAGUACGUUUAGUAACUUUGACGAAGGAAGCCACGAAGAGAAUGAGGCUUGCGUAUCCAUCGGUAAUGACGAAUCUCCAAAGUGGAAAUGGAAAAACUGCACCAAUUCUGAAGCAACGUACAUUUGUCAGAAGCCAGCAACGAACCGAGGAAUCGUUCACACCAAAUAUAUUGCCAAAAAACGUGUUGCAAUGGACAGAACGGAUAAGAAGUACGAUAACGUCACGUCUGGUGCCUGCUCACUGUAUUGUAUGAGUUAUUCUGGAUGUAUCUCAUUCUCUUUCAAUCUGUUAACUGGGGAAUGCAGGUUAAGCCACAGCAUAGAAACUGACAAGGAUUUAAUUGAUGACUUGAAUGCUAUCUAUUUUGUUCAGAGUAAUUUGUUUGAAAUGUGCAACUUCUAAAGCAAAUAUUGUUUUAUUGAAUACUUUUAUGUCUUAUUAUUAUUUUACCUAAUUUAACUUAGGCCUACUAUAUUCCAUAAAAAUCUGAACUGUGAUUUGAUAUUAAAUGUAACGUACCGUAAAUCCUCGAACAAACGAUGCUCUCAAAUAAGCAACAGUCUCGAAUAAGCGCCGCAUCAGACGUGAUUUUUUUUCGUUAAGCGCCGCUCUCGAAUAAGCACCGUGGCAUUGUAAUCGAGAGUACAUAUUGUACCCUGUGUGUAAUGCAACACUUUGAGAAAUAAAGUGUUAAAUAAAAUGUAUACUGUUCAAAUGAAUAAAUAACACAAUGAAGA